Syngnathoides biaculeatus (alligator pipefish) is the source of this 2594-nucleotide messenger RNA. Its product is annotated as zinc finger protein 84-like. Gene Ontology annotation, biological process: regulation of transcription by RNA polymerase II. Gene Ontology annotation, molecular function: DNA-binding transcription factor activity, RNA polymerase II-specific; RNA polymerase II cis-regulatory region sequence-specific DNA binding. Gene Ontology annotation, cellular component: PcG protein complex; transcription regulator complex. The coding region runs from base 380 to 2257 and encodes 625 amino acids. The record is from RefSeq and is a predicted model, not a curated record. The transcript is spliced from 3 exons. Lineage: Eukaryota; Metazoa; Chordata; Actinopteri; Syngnathiformes; Syngnathidae.
AACGCGGAAGUGACGGUCCGUCGGCGUCCCUUGAAACACCAGCAAAUUAGGCCUUCUUCCUUAAAAAAAUGGUUUUGUUUUUGGAAUGUUUAACGGGGGGUUUAUCGCAGUCGACGUUGAUUUCGGGUACUUUUAAUCCAAGCGUUUCCGUUGAGCCCAGCUCGCGAACAAAGAGUAGCGGAAGUUAGCAACAUGCUAGGCUAGUGUGCGCGAAACGAGUCUUGCUUUGGGGGGACUGCUGGCAUAAAAGUGAAGAAAGCUCCGCCGGUUUUGUUAACAACAGCAACAGUGGAGAAGGAAGACAAGAGGAAAUCAUAACGACUGGUAUUUUUUACAUUGUUUUUAUCGUGGUUCUUAUGAGAGCAAAAGUUCGGCCGCAAUGGAAGCUUCUGGAUGCCAACAGCGGGCGCAUAACGUCUCCGAGGUCAAGCCGGAGCGCCCGGAGACUCCGCGCGUCAAAGAGGAGGCGGCGGCGUCCCCCGUCGGCCGCGUCAAACGGGAAGGGGAGGAGCCGGAGCCGGAGCCCGCCCGCGUUAAAGAGGAGGAGGAGGAGGAGGAGGAACGCAGCGUCGGCGCCAAAGUCGGCGUGAAGAGCGAAGGCGACCAAGACGGAGGCGGAGGCGAGGCGAGGCUCUCCCACCCAGAGGACGCGUCGGCGUCGCGCUCCGACCCAGAGGACGCUCGUACGAGGAGCUCCAAAGCGUUCGCGUGUCGCCAGUGCGACAAAACCUUCGGCAGUAAAAGCAACCUGAAGAGGCACAUGGGCUGCCACGCGGGGGAAAAACUCUUCAGCUGCUCCGUGUGCGGGAAACAUUUCUCCCAGAAGGGAAUCUUGAUGCGACACGGCCGCACGCACACGGGAGAAAAACCCUUCAGCUGCCCCUUCUGCGCCAAACGCUUCUCCGUGAAGGGAAACCUGCUGACGCACACGCGCAUCCACACGGGGGAAAAACCCUUCUCGUGUUCGGCGUGCGCCGCCAGCUUCACCGUCCGCUCGGCGCUGGUCCAGCACGCCAGGACGCACACCGGGGAGAGACCCUUCCCUUGCUCCUUCUGCGGGAAAACCUUCUCGCAGAAGGUCAGUCUGGUGACGCACGUCAGGAGGCACACGGGGGAGAAGGCCUUCCGGUGCCGCGCGUGCGGCCGGAGCUUCUCUCACAAGUAUCAGCUCAACAAGCACCCGUGCGGACACGUCAGCGAAGGUGACGAGCGGCUACGUCGCAUUAAAGAGGAACAGCAAGAACUGGACAUCAGUCACGACGACGAGGAGGACGAAGAGGAAGAGGAAGAGGAAGAGGCUGCGUUGCCGCUCAUUCACGUGAUUGUCAAAGGCGAAGAUGACGAAGAGGAUGAAGAUGAAGGCCGCUGCUCCCGACUUGGCCAAAGCGAAACGCAAGCCGGCGGCGGCCACCGCGAGUCGCUGUCGCACUCUGGUGAGGAGGAGGAGGAGGAGGAAGACGCCAACUUGAAAUGUUUUGAAUGCGACGGAAGCUUUGCGGAUUCGCCUACCUUGCGAAGACACACGGGAGAAAAAAGCUUCAGUUGUCCCUUUUGCGACAAAGCCUUCCCCAGGAAGAGCAAUCUCAAGCUCCACGUGAGAACGCACACGGGAGAGAAACCCUACCCCUGCCCGCUUUGCGGCAAAAGAUUCUCCGAAAAGGGAAAUCUGAUGAAACACGCCAGCACGCACACGGGGGAGAAACCCUUCACGUGCUCGGUUUGCGGGGAAAGAUUCUCCCGCAAAGGCAACUUGGCCACGCACGCGCGGACUCACACCGGCGAGAAAAGCUUCGCCUGCGCCGCCUGCAGGACCAGCUUCAGUCUGCGCUCGGCGCUCAUGAGGCACAUGAGGACGCACACCGGCGAAAAACCCUUUUCCUGCGCCGUUUGCGCGCAGACCUUCUCCCAGAAAGGACAUCUGAUGAGACACAUGAGGACGCACAGCGGAGAGAAACCCUUUCCCUGCUCCAUUUGCGGCAAAAGAUUCUCGCAAAAGGGCAGUUUGGCGACGCACAAGACGACGCACGCCGCCGAGAAACCCUUUUCCUGCUCCGUUUGCGCUCAGAGCUUCUCCCAAAAGGGAAACUUGAUGAAGCACACCAGGAAGCACACAGGAGAGAAACCCUUCACUUGCGGCAAAACUUCACGCACAAGUAUCAGCUCGACAAACACAAAUGCGCUGCUGAGCGGGGCAGCAAGAAGUGAAGCUGCUGCUGCUGCCGCCACAAUCUCGACAUCCCAAGGAAAUGAAAAGUGAUUUUUUUUAGAUCGUAUUGUUGUCCCUUCCGUGGCCACCCGAACGCCGGUUACAAUGGACAACGUGGAACUUUUUCCAUUGAAACUUUCAAAGAAAACAUCAAUAAAUACAAUUGAAAAAACAAAAAAAAAAAUCCCCCGUCCCGUUCAUUGUUGUUGUUUCUUUUUUAGGGUGGGACUAAAAAGAUGGGGGUCCACUGAGCAGGUGUACCUCUAAAUGGAAAGUUGCAUUUUGUCGAGAAAGGCCAAAGUGUUGAUCAAAUUCAUCUGCAACAAUUUCGAUGAUGCAUUUGACUUUUUAGAGCCAUGGUCGAACUUGAAAGCGUCCAAAUCGUCUG